Molecule: messenger RNA, 3615 nt
Organism: Ooceraea biroi (clonal raider ant)
Lineage: Eukaryota; Metazoa; Arthropoda; Insecta; Hymenoptera; Formicidae
Gene: sip3
Product: septin interacting protein 3
Biological process (GO): proteasome-mediated ubiquitin-dependent protein catabolic process; ERAD pathway
Cellular component (GO): endomembrane system
Molecular function (GO): ubiquitin protein ligase activity
Source: RefSeq, a predicted model, not a curated record
AAUUUGUAUAAUUAAUGGAGCAAUGUCAUUUGCAAUGUCAUUUCGAAACAUCGCUGCUGCAACGAGUCACGUAUCACCGUAUCGGUUACUUUUGGCGUGCAAGAGUAAACACCGAAAGCACAGUCCGCUCUCCCGAAAACGAAUCGCGUGCGUACAACACCGCAGUUAGAUGAUUCGAAGAUUACCGCGACGAUAUUAGCGCCACGUUAACAACUCGUGCGGCACUGUACAGCUGUUGGGAUCGCGAACACGUCAAAAACGCAAAAUUCUCCGCAAUUCUCCGUGCGAUAAUUGUCAGCGAUUUUUCACGCCGAGAAGCGCGGCCCCUGCGCUGACGAGGAAACGGUCGGCACGAAGAUGAGGGAGGCCGGGAUCAUGCUGAUAAGCACCGUGCUAACGUGUGCCGUUAUUGGCAACGCUUAUUAUCAAAGAAAACAAUUCUACCCGACCGUUGUCCACAUAACCAAAUCCAACCCGAGUAUGACCGUAAUCUACGCGCAAGGAUUCAUCCUUGCGUUCAUGAUAAACGCCUUCCUGCGGAAGAUCUUCUUCGGUACCUUGCGCGCUGCCGAGCUCGAACACUUGGUGGAGAAAGUGUGGUACGCAGUGACGGAGACGUGUCUGGCGUUUACAGUGUUCAGGGAUGACUUCAGCCCCAAGUUCAUAGCGUUAUUUACUCUCCUCUUGUUCUUAAAAUCAUUUCACUGGCUCGCUGAGGACCGCGUUGAUUAUAUGGAGAGAAGUCCAGUAAUAACAUGGUUGUUCCACCUCAGAGUCGGUACCUUACUGAGUCUUUUAUUCGCCAUCAAUUUAACAAUGAUCCAUUACGCGUACAACACAACGGCCACUAAGGGCCCCUCCGUACAACUUGUGUUUGGCUUUGAAUACGCGAUUUUGCUAACCGUUGUCUUCAAUAUCACUGUAAAAUACAUACUGCACACUAUCGACCUACAAAGUGAAAAUCCAUGGGAUAACAAGCCAGUUUUUCUGUUGUACACAGAAUUGAUUAUUGGUUUGUUAAAGGUUAUUCUCUAUGUCGCCUUCGUGACUUUAAUGAUUAAGUUAUUUACAUUGCCCCUGUUCGCGUUACGUCCCAUGUAUUAUACGAUGCGAGACUUCAAGAAAGCAUUUCACGAUAUCGUAAUGUCGCGGCGAGCCAUCAGGAACAUGAACACCCUCUAUCCGGACGCGACGACUGAGGAAUUAGCUGCUGCUGAUAAUGUCUGCAUUAUAUGCCGGGAGGAGAUGGUUGCGGCAAGCAAGAAAUUGCCAUGUAAUCACAUUUUCCACACUGCUUGCUUGCGUUCCUGGUUUCAACGUCAACAAACGUGUCCAACCUGCCGCUUGAACAUUCUGAGGCCCGCACCGAGCAACACGGCACCCAGACAGCACAAUCCUCCCCAGCCGGGGCAACAGGUACCUCAGCCUGCGCAAGCGCCUGGUGUCAAUCCUAUAGGAGCACCGUUCCAUUUCCCGGUAUUCUGGGCUGGCUUACCAGCGCCGGGCAUGCCGCACCAACAACAGCAGCAACCGCAGCAACAACAGCAGCAACCACCGCAGCAGCAGCAGCAGCAGCAGUCUCAGAGUAACGUUGGAAAUAGCCCGCCGCCUCAAAAUAUCCCACCUACUGGAAACAUACCGCUUUUCCCACCGCUGUUCCCUACAAUAGUACCGUUGCCACCUAUUCCCGUGCCGCCACCGAAUUUGACCGAACUGAGCGAAGAGGAGCUUAGAGCAAUGGAAGGAAACUUGCGGCAGGCUGUCCAAGCCAGGAUACAAACCCUGCAAAGAAUUCAGCUUCUAUUAGACGCAGCUAACGCGAUGAUGAAUCAGUAUCAAACAGCGGCUGCAACUGCUAACAUUCCCGUGCACAGUACGAACGAUAUCAAUAGUACGCCAGACGUGUCGGCGACGACGCAACCAAGCACAAGCAAUACAACAGACGCAAGCGCCGGGGUUACCGGCGAAGCUCCUCCUCAGGCUGAAACGAAAACAGACAGCGCUGUCCUAUCUCGGAGAACAUUUGAGGAAGAUUUUCCUACUCCGAGUACAUCGAAGGAAGACACGGAAGGAACACCUACCGAAUCGAACCGCACCGAAGAUUUAUCCAACGGAUACGAAACGAAAUCCUCCAGCGAACAGGAAAUGCUACGCAGACGUAGGCUACAGAAAUUUUCACCUCAGCCAGCGACAGAAUAAAUGAAAAUAAAAUUGUGUGAUAAAUUAUGUAACAUAAUAGUCUUUAACUUGGUUAAUGAUCGGCCUCAAUUAACGCAAGCGGCCAAUAAUUGAGGACUUAUGUAAUAACUAAUAUUUGGAUUUUGCGAUCGGCAUGAGAACUUUGGCCGAAUGACGCGCUCGGUCAAUCAACGGAUUAAGCGCGGACGAGAGUGCGUCUGUGAGGAAUUCUCUGGCGAGUGUUAAAUCCAAAACUUAGUAAUACAAUUGAGACUGAAAGCUUGAGACUCAAAUCACAAAUUGAAGUUAUAAUACCAACAAUCAUAAUCAAUCAUAGGAGAAUGAUUUUAUAGAAAUGACGAUUCGUGUCUUUCCGUGAGCUGCUAUCAGAGUACAGAAUAAAUACGGAGCGUGGGGAAUUAUUCCUCCGUUGGAAUUAUAGUUUUGGGAUUUACAAACAAGUUUACCUGUAUAUAAACUAGAUUUUUUCUUGCUUCUCUCUCUCUCUCUCUUUAUAAUCGUGCGAAAGUAUUCCUUGUAUCUAUGAAAUUUAUUCGACAUUCUUUCCACAUAAAAAAUGUAUUUGAAUAUUUUGUCCCUAAGCUUUAAUAUAGGCAAAUUUCUUAUGUACAAUUUUAGCUACAUUAAGAAUUAUUAAUAAGCCAUCCCUUCUCUCUUAUUCUUUCACGAAACUAAGGCAAUAUUAUACAAUUAUGAAUUAUUAAUGACAAACGGUACAAUCAUUUCUAACAAUUAUGAUGUAAUAAUUAUAUUAUUAAUUGUCAUUGAUAAUAUUACAUAUAUUUAUUAAUAUAUAAGUUUUUGUUUUUGUAAAAAUAAUUUCACUUAUAAAUUUAUUCACACACACACACACACACACACACACACACACACACACACACACACACACACAAGUAAUUAUUGUAAUUAAUAAAUAAAAUGCAGAAGAGGUACAUACAUAUGGAAAGUGCAGGGACAUAAAAGCUUUAACUGAAUCAGCAAUUUAAGUGAAUCGUUUUAUAUUUUUAAUUUGUUAAUAAUAAUUGUUAUUUUUAUUAAUACAUACACUGGGAACAUGGACCAGAUAUUUCUAUAUCUAAAUACCAAUCAGUACUUAACUUAAAUUCAUGAAUAUCUCUUCAACGUUCAAAACUGUGGGCAAUAUCAAAGUACCUGGAUAUUGAAAGCCACAAGUAAUAUACGGAGCACACUUGUUUAACAAUUCAAUUGAUUGAUUCACUGAUAAUAAGAUACUCAAUAUCUAUGUAAAAAUUGUCCCCUAGCUUAUCUAUAUCAACAGAAUUGCUUCCAAUGACAGUAUUACAUCAUUCAAAUGAUUGUAUGCAAAAUAAUAUACUUUGCUUCAUUAUUUCAUUUUAUAUAAUUUUCCAUUAUAACUCUGGAUAUUUCUUUGGUUAUUUUGAAAUAAACAUUUGU